Messenger RNA from Hemibagrus wyckioides, 2718 nucleotides. It is a transcript of the gene stx12l, whose product is annotated as syntaxin 12, like. The coding region runs from base 136 to 939 and encodes 267 amino acids. Gene Ontology annotation, biological process: vesicle fusion; vesicle-mediated transport; intracellular protein transport. The record is from RefSeq and is a predicted model, not a curated record. Lineage: Eukaryota; Metazoa; Chordata; Actinopteri; Siluriformes; Bagridae. The transcript is spliced from 10 exons. Gene Ontology annotation, molecular function: SNAP receptor activity; SNARE binding. Gene Ontology annotation, cellular component: SNARE complex; endomembrane system; synaptic vesicle.
GGUUUGUAACACAUGCCGGAUUAAAUGGGAGCGGCUUGAGGCGCGCGCGCGGGCUGCUGGGUCUCCACAGCAACAUCGAGAAACGACGGAAAACUGUGCUACAUCGACGCACCGGCUCUGUGUUGUAUUUCCACCAUGUCGUCCGGAAAGAUGGGGCUGUAUCGCUCGCAGCCGCGAGACUUCAGCAAUCUGUUUCAAACAUGCAGCUCUAAUAUUCAGAAAAUAACACACAACACCGGCCAAAUCAAAUCCAUGCUGUUCCAGCUUGGGAGCAGACCAGACACUCCUGAACUCCAGGACAGACUGCAGCAGAUGCAGCAUUACACAAAUCAGCUAGCCAAAGAGACCAACAAGCACCUGAAAGAACUGGGUGCUUUACCCCUACCUCAGUCUCCUUCAGAACAGCGCCAGCUGAGGAUCCAGAAAGAUCGGCUGAUGAAUGACUUCUCAGCAGCCCUCAACAACUUCCAGGUGGUGCAACGUCGAGCAGCUGAGAGGGAGCGAGAGUCUGUGGACAGGGCUCGAGCUGGCUCACGCUUCCUGGAGGAAAGCAACCAAGAUGAGCAACUUGUGACGUUUGAAAAGAAUGAAGACUCUGGGCCGUUCCAGAGUCAGGUUGAAGAGGAGCCCAUCACAGAAGAGGACUUGGAGUUGAUCAAGGAGAGGGAGACCAACAUCCGACAACUGGAGGCAGAUAUUAUGGACGUGAACCAGAUUUUUAAAGAUUUGGCAGUUAUGAUUCAUGACCAAGGCGAUAUAAUAGAUAGCAUAGAGACUAAUGUGGAGAGCGCUGAGGUGCAUGUGGAGCGCGGGACUGAGCAACUGCAGCGUGCAGCCUACUACCAGAGAAAAUCCCGCAAGAGAAUGUGCAUUCUGGCUUUAGUGCUGUCCUUGGUGGUCACUAUCUUCGCCAUUAUUAUUUGGCGAGCUGUGAAAUAAGGUGACAUCACACAUUUGUAUCUGGUGCACUUUAAGAUAUCUAGUGGUGACCGGCUGCUGAGUGUUUGGUUUGUGUAUGGAAAGGAACGGCAAAUAAAUUGCUUUUAUUAUUUAAAAUAUUCAAAUGUAAACAAAAUAUUGACAGCAUCCUGCAUGUCCAGUAUUGCUUUUUUACAUCUUUAUAGGGCAAGUUGAGUCUUGUGCAUUUUCCAAGUAUUAUGCAAAAUAGUAAGAGACAGGUGACAGUUCACUGACGGUGGAUUUGGUGAGCAAACAUGAAGUUGAUUAAAAGUGAAUGAAACAUUUGUUUCAUUUGAUAGAAUUACAAUUUGAUUGAAACUGGAGGUUUUAUAAAACACGAGCCAUAUUUUAUUACUUUAUCAUUUGGAAUAGGCUGUUUUGUUACUUUAAUGUAAGUAAUAAAAAUGUCUAUUUAAAUGAUAAAAUAGUGCAGAGAUGCAGAGAAAGGUUCAGAGGUGCAGGGAAAAAAAAGAAUUACUGCUCAGCUCGUACUUUUCAUUAGCUAUUAUAUAUUGUUUUGUUGAUCUUUAUCAAAAAACAUAAUAAUAUUCAAUAGUUGACCAACAUAUAAAUGGUAGAUAUGGCUAAUGGUUUUAAGAAUUGUCACUGAUCAGAUUACUUUAUCAUCUAGACUGUUUUUCACUUUUAUUUUCAGCUAAAUAAUAUUUAUUUUUGUUCAGCCUGUACAUGCAUUAUUACAGUUAUAUAAAUUAUUAUUAUUAUUAUUAUUAUUUGUUUCUUUAACUCUUCUUACAAUAGCAAGGUGUGGCAGGAUGAUACAUGUUGAGAAAUGCUUACAUGGCAAAUUCUCCCUUCAUGUUUGGUCUCAUACAAUGGUGGUGUUGUAUGUAUAAAAAUGAUCAUUACCCCAGUGUAGAUGUACAAAGUACCAAAUUAAAGCUAACAGUCUGUUCUUUUAAUGUCAUUCAUGGUUUCAUUUUAAAUCCAGUGUGCUGGGGUACAGAAUUAACAACAAAUCUGUGUCAUUCUCCUGAUGUAAAUUGCUCUAAUGAAGGUGUAGCACAUAUUGUACAGGUAGUUACUAAUAUUCUCUUUUGUCUCUGAAAGCAUAUUGUAAAUUUCGAAAGUGGCUCAGUGAUUUUUUUUUUUUUUUUUGUAUAAUAAUGUUAUUGUUGUCUUAAAGAAAAUGCAUUUUUCAGCAAAAUGUAUGUAACACUGGUGGUACAAAACGUAUAUGUCAUUGGUGGCUGCCAUUCAUAUGAUGAAGCCGCUGUGGGGCGUUCUUUCAAACGAUAUUGGUAAUAUAUUUAUGUAUAUUUGUGUGCAUGUGUGUAAAUGAGUGUCUUAUCUUUUUCUUCUUUUUUUUUUUAUUCAAAAUAUCAACUCAUUAAUCUAAGCUCAAUAACGUAAAUUCUUAACGCUGCUUCAAUCAUCUGUUGAGAUUUGGUUCAACCUGAUGAUCUGUGAGAAGGUAUGUUAUUUUAAUGUAAAAUCUGAUCUGUUAACAUUAACAAUGUUUUUGAUUAAGUUUAAGUACCAUUAUGUGGUAUGAUCUCGUAACACACACACACACAUACACUUGGAUUGUAAGUGCAGCUUCUUUUGAAGUUAUUUAACAUUAUCUAUAUUUAAAAUCUUUCACUACCAUAAUUUCUUUCUCUAUAAAAAUCUAUGUGGUUGGUUAUUGCAGUAAACCUUCAGUACCAAAAACUAGUUCAAGCUUUCAUCCACAUCAGGAGGUAUCUCAGUUUACACCUGUCUUUCUGUAUAUAUUAAAUAAAUGAGAAUGUCCAUCAA